GGCUACUGGCGCUAGUGGCAAAGUUUGGGAAUGACAGAAAGACUGUUGAAGAUAAUCGCGGAGAGGAGCUGGAAUGCUACUGCUUUGCGGAUUACAGUAACAGUUACACGUUGUUUUCUAUAAGCACCCAACUCUAGUGCUUGGAUUCGGCAGGGUCUAAAUAAAGGUACGCAAUCCUGAGACAUGUCGGAGGACCAGAGCUCCCAACCCUCCCAACCCUGGUCCAUCAACAAGGAUGACUACGAGCUGCAGGAGGUGAUCGGAAGCGGAGCUACAGCUGUGGUCCAGGCUGCCUACUGUGUGCCCAGGAAGGAGAAGGUCGCCAUCAAACGCAUCAAUCUGGAAAAAUGCCAGACCAGCAUGGAUGAGCUCCUGAAAGAGAUUCAGGCGAUGAGUCAGUGUCACCAUCCCAACAUUGUGUCGUAUUACACCUCGUUCGUGGUGAAGGAUGAGCUGUGGUUGGUCAUGAAGCUGCUCAGUGGUGGCUCUGUGUUGGAUGUUAUAAAGCACAUCAUUUCAAAAGGGGAACACAAGAACGGUGUACUGGAUGAACCCAGUAUAGCUACUGUGCUGAAAGAGGUCCUUCAGGGUCUUGAGUACCUUCACAAAAAUGGACAGAUCCACAGGGAUCUCAAAGCUGGAAACAUCCUGCUGGGGGAGGACGGAUCAGUGCAAAUCGCAGAUUUUGGUGUAAGUGCCUUCUUAGCCACUGGUGGUGACAUGACUCGAAAUAAAGUGCGGAAGACGUUUGUGGGAACACCAUGUUGGAUGGCUCCAGAAGUGAUGGAGCAGGUGAAAGGUUACGACUUCAAAGCAGACAUCUGGAGUUUUGGGAUCACAGCCAUCGAGCUGGCCACAGGCGCUGCUCCUUACCACAAAUACCCUCCUAUGAAGGUGUUGAUGUUGACCCUGCAGAAUGAUCCGCCUUGCCUUGAGACUGGAAUCACAGAUAAAGAGAUGUUGAAGAAAUAUGGGAAAUCCUUGAGGAAAAUGAUCUCGUUGUGUUUGCAGAAGGACCCAGAGAAAAGGCCAACAUCAUUAGAGCUCCUAAAACAUAAAUUCUUCCAGAAAGCCAAGAAUAAUGAAUUUCUGCAGGAGAAAUUAUUACAGAGAGCACCUACAAUUACAGAGAGAGCGAAAAGGGUUCGGCGAGUUCCUGGCUCUAGUGGGAGACUCCAUAAAACAGAAGAUGGAGAAUGGGAAUGGAGUGAUGAUGAACUGGAUGAGGAGAGCGAGGAGGGCAAAGCUGCUGUUGCUGCCUUGCGGGAGCAGCAGUCCAAGUCGACAAGGCGACAAGUCCGUUUCUCUCAUCCUCUUGAGCUGCCCCCACCCAGGUCACCAAGAGUAAAAGAAGGACUCCAGAACGCAGAGAUAUUCCAGCCUUUCAGCAGUCACCUCCAGCCUGAACUACCUCAAGCUGUUGGCCAGGGCCCGGCCAACCCUCAACACACUGCCCCAAGUACAACCCCGACCCCAGCUUCGAACCCUGCACAGGCCCCAGUUUCUGGAGGCGAUGCCUCACCAUCCCCCAUCAGUUUAGUAUUAAGGUUAAGAAACUUGAAAAAGGAACUGAAUGACAUACGAUUUGAGUUCAUGCCUGGCAGAGACACAGCAGAUGGGGUUUCGCAGGAGCUGGUAUCGGCUGGCUUGGUAGAUGGGAGAGAUUUAGUUAUAGUGGCUGCUAAUUUGCAGAAGAUAGUCGAAGAGCCUCAUUCCAAUAAAAAUGUCACAUUUAGACUGGCCUCUGGCGUUGAGGGCUCUGAGAUUCCUGAUGAUGUCAAACUCUUGGGAUUUGCUCAGCUCAGCAUUAGCUAAACUUUAGCUCUGUGCAGGACCAUGACUUGCCUACAAAUGUGAAAGCAAACCAACACUACCGACCGAAUAUCACAUUGAUGUAUUUUUUCCUCUUUCAAUUGCCCUAAAGAAACCACUGUUGCCAAAGAGAAAGAUACUAUAGCGCCAGCCCAUAGGAUUUCAAACAGCCCAACGGAAGAGUUGCACGAACAUGACAAUGAUCAGAAUUUGUAGGAAUCGAUUAAAAUAAAGUUUAUGAUUUAUUUGUAUAAGGAUGCAAUUAUCAUAACCAGAUAUAACCCUAAUAUUCUUUUUUUUAACGUUUGUCCUAGUUUUGCCUAAUCUGAACUGACAACCUAAAAAUGAACAAUGCAAAAAUGCCUCCAAUAUAACUACUGAGUGCAUAAAAGAGGAGUGAAAGUCGAAGAAACAUGGAGUUUAUAGAGGAAGUAAAUGGGUUUAGCUAUAGUUAUAGCUUUAUUUUUUAACCUAUAUUUUUUUCUAUGCUUUUGAAGAGAAGCAGCUAAGCAUGUUUUAUCACACAGCUUGCAUUAUUUACUUCAGUUUAAACCGGCUUGAUGAGCAUUUGCAGAAUCUGCUUGAUUUUUUUUUUUAAUUAAUUGUACGCUGACUAAUAUCAAUACAAACAGAAAAAUAGCACUCAGAUAUUUCAGAUUCUGCAGAUGAAAUGAUUUAUUCAGUGUCAUUGAGCCCUAAUGAACACUCCUGAAGGCUGGUUUUACUGCUUUCCCUCCCUUUUUUGCUGUCUCAACCUGGCACAUUUGCUAAUGUUACUAUCCCAUGCUGCUCUAAAAAUUAUUGCCUUAAUGUUUCUACACAUUUUUGCAUCACACAUAUCUCUCCUUUUUUAGAUUUGGCUUCCAUUUGUGAAUUAUGGUUUUAAUUUUUUUUGACAUUAUCUGUGACUUUUCAUUUUUAUAAGUCUCUCUGUAAGUGAAAAGGUAGAAGUACCUGAGGUACCUGAUGAAACUUUGGUGUUUGGUUUUUUCCUGCUCUGGAAUUGAACUCUUAUAAAGUAUUCAUGUGUAUUUCUGUUGUGGAUGAACUCAGUUGAGCAUGUAAAUAAUGUAAUUUGCCAUUGGUUUGAUUUUAUAUGGGAUGUUUCACUCAUGGCCUUUGUGUUCUUCAUAAAUAAGGUGAUGGGAGGUGGUGUCAGCUACUAAAGACA
Cyprinus carpio (common carp) is the source of this 2983-nucleotide messenger RNA. It is a transcript of the gene oxsr1b, whose product is annotated as oxidative stress responsive kinase 1b. Lineage: Eukaryota; Metazoa; Chordata; Actinopteri; Cypriniformes; Cyprinidae. The transcript is spliced from 19 exons. Gene Ontology annotation, biological process: protein phosphorylation. The record is from RefSeq and is a predicted model, not a curated record. Bases 184 to 1815 code for a protein of 543 amino acids. Gene Ontology annotation, molecular function: ATP binding; protein serine/threonine kinase activity.